Peronospora matthiolae is the source of this 390-nucleotide messenger RNA. The record is from the annotation of a GenBank genome assembly. NCBI's taxonomy places the organism in Eukaryota, Oomycota, Peronosporomycetes, Peronosporales, Peronosporaceae.
AUGGCAAAGCAGGCGCGGAUAAAGCGGGCCACGCUCCAUCCCAUUGACAGGAAGGAAAAUGGUCAUGCCGAACGCCUCGCCAGCGCCGCUCUUGACCGCCGCACGACCACGUUGGAGUGCGGAGUGCACACCGAUGGACAGGGAUGCACCUCCACCUCCACGACGACCCAAGCACCCGCAGAUGCUCCUCCGCCUGCCACACCGCAUGUCGCGGUGGGCACCGAUGUCCCCUUCAGCCGCGCCGUUGAUGAUGACAUGGGGGACAUCGACGAUGGCGAGGUGUUGGACGAGGACGAGCAAGAGGCUGCGCUCCGGUUGGUGGAGCGACUGGCUGCGAAGCUAGCUGCCAAUAUCACGGACGCUGCUGAAUGGGAGGAGAAGGAGGGCUAG